This is a messenger RNA of Bradysia coprophila, 2207 nucleotides long. RefSeq lists its product as uncharacterized. The record is from RefSeq and is a predicted model, not a curated record. Gene Ontology annotation, biological process: protein localization to plasma membrane. Gene Ontology annotation, molecular function: protein binding; protein-membrane adaptor activity. Gene Ontology annotation, cellular component: apical plasma membrane. Lineage: Eukaryota; Metazoa; Arthropoda; Insecta; Diptera; Sciaridae.
CUACCUGUUGAAGGUUGGUUUGACUGUAUUGUUUUGUGUGAUGUGCUGUUGAUAACAAUUUCGAUUUCGAGCUCGUGAAAGAAACAAGUGUUUUCACAUUAUAACUGCCAUCGAAUGGAAUCAUCUUCCAAAUAAAGUUUUUUUUUUAACAAAAAUUUUCGCCAAUCAAAUUUUUUUACGAUAAUUUGGGAACUGUGUGCUAAUGAAAAUAUAGAAAAAAAAAACAUUUCGUUUGAAACGUAUCGACACCAGUAUCGACUAACACCGUCUUAAUAUUGGAAACGUUGUAUACUUUCCAUUUCGUUGUGGAAUUGAUGAACAAUUUUUUGUUUUUGUGUCCAUUUACUUGAAAGCCGUAUACGGUUUCAUGUGCUACGUUUGUUCGUUCGGUGAAUAUUUCGGAAGAUAGACAGUAAUUACGUGUAUAUUAUACCUGGAAAAUAAUAAUAAAAAAAAACUUUUGUUGUUUUUCCAUCCACAUAUGUGCUGCUGAAGCUGUGUAACCGUAGUCACUAGUGUGUGUCACAUGUGCUUAGAUCAUUUUUUCAUCGAAACUAGCAUUAAUUUUUGUGGAGAAUAAUAAUGAUCGUGUAAUGAAAUAUCUAUUGCGCGAGGAGUGUUGCUCAUGCGAUAAAAAUUAAAAAAAAAGAAAAAAUUUUAAUUUGAAAUUUUGAAAUCGUAAAAAUCAAUUAAUUUCGAGUGUGCUGUGCUGUGUGUUAAACAAACAAUUUGAUUUUGAUCAAACACACACAAAAAACCCAAUUCAUUUUACAAAACGUUAAAUUCAACAAGUGGUUCGCUGGAAGUUAUUCAAAUUUACGUGACAAUUGAUUGUUAAAUAGAAAUUGGUGGAAAAAUAUUUAAAAAAAAUGUCGAAAACAGAAAAUGGAAUUGUGCACACCUCUAGACUGUGUCACGUGAUCAAAGUGGACGAUUUCGAUGGAUAUGGUUUCAAUUUGCACGCAGAAAAGGGCAAACAAGGACAAUAUAUCGGUAAAGUGGACGACGGUUCACCAGCCGAACGGUCUGGUCUGAAACAAGGCGAUCGAAUCAUCGAAGUGAAUGGCGUUAACAUUGGCAAUGAAACUCACAAACAGGUGGUUCAACGAAUCAAGGCCAUUGCUUCCGAAGUUCAAUUACUCGUUGUCGAUCCAGCAGUUCCGGUAAACAAAGACAAUCGCAUCAUCGAACAAACAAACGGCUCUUCGACCACAGUCGGCAUAGACACCCCAGAUAAUGUUAAUAGUAAAAUUAAAACAUCGCCGCCAUCGUCGCCCACUAAAAUCACCGAAUCGAAACCCAGUCCGGACAUAGUCAUCCAAACCGUUUCAACGCCAUCAUCACCAAAAGAUCCAAAGGACGAUCAUAGUGUGACCAGCGGCAACAAUAGCAGUACAUCAUCGCCGCCCGUCAGUAUCGAAACAACGGAAACGCGAUCGAUGCCAUCCGCAUCGUCGGUCCAGUCGACGCCCGAACCGACGCCGCCGGUGAAGCAAUCCGAUCAGAAUGGCAGUGCUACCAAAUCGUCUCAUGGGUUAAAUUUGAAUAUGACUGCAGCUGAACUGCGGGCAAAAUUGGCCGCAAAGAAAAAAUUCGAUCCGAAAAAUGAUUCGGUUGAUCUACGAAAGAAAUUCGAAAUCGUUCAGAAAUUAUAAAAAAAAAAUUUAAUUAAAUAUGCAAAAAUGAUGAUGAAGCUGUGUAGAAUUUUUAAUCAAACUGGUUUGGCUCUAUAUAGUGAGUUUAUGAUAUACUACAUAUAUAAUGGUACACACAACUUGCGUUUUUAGCUUCUUUUUUUCGUGUUUCUUUUUCUUAUUCUUUUAAAACAUUUAUAUAAAUAUUUCGUCUUACUUGAGCCAGCCCCGUGCUUGCAUGUGUUGGUUUCAAAAAUAUAAUACAAAAAAAAGAAUUCAAAAAAAUAAUUAAAAAAUUUCGUCAAGUUUGUUUGGUUUGGUUUCUUGACAAAUUAAAUUUCAAGACAUCAUCUCUCAUGUGUCGUUUUCAUUUAUUUGUUAUUUAUUUGUAUGCAUGUUAAACUACACCGCAGUAUAAAUAAAUAAAAUAAAAAUUCUACCAGGCCCGAGAGUGCGAACGUGUAAACAUCACCUUUUUCUUAUCACUUUGAAAAAUUAUAAAAAAAAUAUAAUUUGUAAAUUUUUGUUGUCGCAUAGUCGCAUUCUGUAGAUAAAAAGUAAAAAAAAAAUAAU